Messenger RNA from Cercocebus atys (sooty mangabey), 2107 nucleotides. It is a transcript of the gene CDT1, whose product is annotated as chromatin licensing and DNA replication factor 1. Gene Ontology annotation, molecular function: DNA polymerase binding; DNA binding. The transcript is spliced from 9 exons. The record is from RefSeq and is a predicted model, not a curated record. Gene Ontology annotation, biological process: DNA replication checkpoint signaling; regulation of DNA-templated DNA replication initiation; mitotic cell cycle. Lineage: Eukaryota; Metazoa; Chordata; Mammalia; Primates; Cercopithecidae. Gene Ontology annotation, cellular component: nucleus. The coding region runs from base 93 to 1880 and encodes 595 amino acids.
CCUGGGCGCCCGCGGGAAAUUUGGCGGGAACCGCGCCCGCCCCUUCCUCCCUUUCUUCUUCCUUCCUUGCUUUCGCCGCGCACUCCGCCGCCAUGGAGCAGCGCCGCGUCACCGACUUCUUUGCGCGCCGCCGCCCCGGGCCCGGCAUCGUGCUGCCCAAGCUGGCCUGCCGCACCCCCAGCCCCGCCAGACCCGCACUCCGCGCCCCGGACUCCGCCACCAGCGGCAGCCGCAAGCGCGCCCGCCCGCCCGCCGCCCCCGGACGCGACCAGGCCAGGCCGCCGGCCCGCCGGAGGCUGCGGCUGUCGGCGGACGCGGUUUCCAGCCCCAGUUCCCCCGAGACCCCUGACUCCUCCGAGGCCCCUGACUCCCUCGAGGCCCCAGACAUCCCAGCCUGCCCUUCUCUGGGCCAGAAGAUAAAGAAAUCCAUCCCGGCAGCAAAUCAGCCACCCCAGCUGACGUCCUCGCAGAACCAGGACACCAUCUCUGAGCUUGCGUCAUGCCUCCAACGGGCCCGGGAGCUGGGGGCAAGAGUCCGAGUGCUGAAGUCCAGUGCCCAGGAUGCUGGGGAGUCCUUUACCCCAGAGGCCAAGGGCCGCCCUGAGGAGCCAUGUGGUGAGAAGGCGCCCGCCUACCAGCGCUUCCAUGCCCUGGCCCAGCCUGGCCCACCGGGGCUCGUGCUGCCCUACAAGUACCAGGUGCUGGCGGAGAUGUUCCGCAGCAUGGACACCAUUGUGGGCAUGCUCCACAACCGCUCUGAGACGCCCACCUUUGCCAAGGUCCAGCGGGGCGUGCAGGACAUGAUGCGCAGGCGUUUUGAGGAGCGUAAUGUUGGCCAGAUCAAAACCGUGUACCCGGCCUCCUACUGCUUCCGCCAGGAGCGCGGUGUCCCCACCUUCAAGGAUGGUGUUAAGAGGUCAGAUUACCAGCUCACCAUCGAGCCACUGCUGGAGCAGGGUAGGUGCUGGGUGCAAGACCUUGGUUUCCCCAUCUGUGACCCACACACUUUCUGGGGUGGGUGUGAGGUGCUGGGCGGCCUGGCCUGGACUCAGGCCUGGACUCGUCCCACAGAGGCUGAUGGAGCAGCCCCUCAGCUCACGGCCUCGCGCCUCCUGCAGCGACGGCAGAUCUUCAGCCAGAAGCUGGUGGAGCACGUCAAGGAGCACCACAAGGCCUUCCUGGCCUCCCUGAGGCCCCCCAUGGUGGUGCCGGAGGACCAGCUGACCCGCUGGCACCCACGCUUCAACGUGGAUGAAGUGCCCGACAUCGAGCCAGCUGUGCUGCCCCAGCCACCCGCCACGGAGAAACUCACCACUGCUCAGGAGGUGCUGGCCCGGGCCCGCAGCCUGAUGUCACCCAGGAUGGAGAAGGCCUUGAGUCAAUUGGCCCUGCGCUCUGCUGAGCCCAGCAGCCCCGGGCCCCCCAGGCCAGCACUGCCGGAUACCCCACCAGCCACCCCGCCUGCAGCCUCUCCCAGCGCUCUGAAGGGGGUGUCCCAGGAUCUGCUGGAGCGGGUCCGAGCCAAGGAGGCACAGAAGCAGCUGGCACAGAUGACACGGUGCCCGGAGCAAGAGCAGCGGCUGCAGCGCCUAGAACGGCUGCCUGAGCUGGCCCGCGUGCUGCGGAGCGUCUUUGUGUCCGAACGCAAGCCUGCGCUCAGCAUGGAGGUGGCCUGUGCCAGGAUGGUGGGCAGCUGUCGCACUGCCAUGAGCCCCGGGGAGAUGGAGAAACACCUGCUGCUCCUCUCCGAGCUCCUGCCAGACUGGCUCAGCCUUCACCACAUUCGCACCGACACCUACGUCAAGCUGGACAAGGCCGCGGACCUGGCCAGCAUCACUGCACGCCUGGCCCGCCAGGCCCACGCUGAAGAGGGGCUGUGAGCUUGGGGGCCACUGGACAGAUGGGGGCUUCAGGCUCACUGGCCUGGGGCUGCCAGCAUUUUCUUUUAUGAACAUGAUGCACUUUACUUUUCCUUUCCGGAGUGCCCCUGAGGGCCAGAGGCAGAGCUGGGCUGCAGGCUGCACAGCCCGAGGGUCUUUGGCUGCAGGUGGUGGCCCCUGCAUGGGGCUCACCUGGUGGAUUCACAUUAAACCGGUUUCUGUGGGCA